CUUUCUUCGCGUUGGGAGAGAGAAGAUAAAGACUGGCGAGAAAGCUUCGCGCAGCAACCGCAUUUCCACCACACUACACUUCACUCGCCAUUGAGUCGCGACUUUACCGGUGGACUCGACACGCCAAAAGUUCUUCCCUGCCCAGCUCGACCAGAGCUCGCGCAAGCUCGACCACCGCGAACUACCCACCUCCACCUCACACCUAAAUACCUCCAGAGUUUGAAGAGAUGGCGCUUUUUGGAUCAGCUGCACCGGCUGCGGCGAGCACUACCACAGGCGAUACCAGCAAGGAUGUUGAGGUGCAGCAGAGCCAGCUCCCGUCGGACAGCAUUCAGGACCUUCAAUUCUCGCCCACAAACGACUUCCUCGCGGUAGGCAGUUGGGAUAAGAAAGUGUACAUCUACGAGGUCGCAGGAAAUGGCGCGAACGGCAAGUGGCUGUUUGAGUGCCAGGGCCACGUCUUGGGCGUCGGCUGGUCAAAGGACGGCACGCGGGUAGCGGCAGGCGACUCUACCGGCCACCUCAACAUCGUAGACUUCCGUAACGUCGCUGCCAGCGGCCAAGUACAAGCACAGCAAGCCAAAGCCCACGAUGAAGCCAUCAAGUGCGUGCGCUGGUUUCAGACCGGCGGUCAGGACUACGUCGCAACGGGCUCGUGGGACAAGACAGUCAAGUUCUGGGACCUGAAGGGCGCGCAACCAGUUGGCACACUCACGUGCCAGGACCGCGUCUACAGCAUGGACAUCAAGGACCAGCUGCUUGUUGUUGCGACCGCCGACCGACACAUCAACAUGAUUAACCUGAACGAGCCCACCAAGAUCUACAAGACCAUCGUCAGCCCGCUUAAGUGGCAGACACGCGUGGUCAGCUGCUUCACCGACGCUUCGGGUUUCGCUGUCGGCAGUAUCGAGGGUCGGUGUGCGAUUCAGUACGUCGAAGACAAGGACACCAGCCUCAACUUCUCCUUCAAGUGCCACCGCCAACAAGACCCCACCCAGCGCGACGUCGCAAAGGUCUAUUCCGUGAACGCCAUCUCCUUCCACCCGCAGCACGGCACAUUCAGCACCGCCGGCUCAGACGGUACCUUCCACUUCUGGGACAAGGACGCCAAGCACCGUCUCAAGGGCUAUCCCGAGGUUGGCGGCUCCAUCACAGCAACCGCUUUCUCGAGAAAUGGAGACAUCUUCGCCUACGCAGUCAGCUACGACUGGAGCAAGGGCUUCAGCGGGAACACACCCCAGUAUCCGAUCAAGCUGAAGCUGCACCCGGUGAUUGGAGAUGAGUGCAAGCCCAGGCCAGGGACGAAGAAGAGGUAGACCUGAGAUAUAGACUCGGGUCAUCCCUCUCUUUGUGCAUGUUUCCUGUUUGACCUAGUGCUGAUGUAGAUCUUGCUGAAGUGAUGAACAUUUGAAUAUCGCACGAAGAGCGACAGUAUCAGCGCAGGUUUCGUCCUCGGAGCCACCUCGUGGCACAACGUAUAGCAGAGCGCAGGGUUUGCAGCUCUUUCGACGGAAUGGGGGAGAGCAAUGGGGUGUUUGAUUGUAUUGCAUUAGCGUUAUACGGCGGAUUGGCGUAAAAGGAUCGCCUGCGGGUGAUGGGAUAGGAAAGAAAGUAUCAAAGUCAUACGCAUCACAUCUUUCAUCACUCACGUUGAUUUCAC
Messenger RNA from Macroventuria anomochaeta, 1660 nucleotides. Its product is annotated as Poly(A)+ RNA export protein. The record is from RefSeq and is a predicted model, not a curated record. Gene Ontology annotation, biological process: RNA export from nucleus; transcription-dependent tethering of RNA polymerase II gene DNA at nuclear periphery. The transcript is spliced from 3 exons. Gene Ontology annotation, molecular function: RNA binding; ubiquitin binding. Gene Ontology annotation, cellular component: nuclear pore. NCBI's taxonomy places the organism in Eukaryota, Fungi, Ascomycota, Dothideomycetes, Pleosporales, Didymellaceae. Bases 228 to 1316 code for a protein of 362 amino acids.